CACAAUGCAGAGCGCAUGGCGCGUCAUUGGAGAGGGACGGCGAUGAUGGCGGCGGUCGGUGCACCAGAAGUGAUCACACAGCUGGAAAGCGCUGCCAAAGUUUUAAUGGCACCGCCGUCCAUGGUCAGCACCGAACAGAGACAGCAUGCUGAACAUAUAUUCCUCUCCUUCAGGAAAUCCAAAUCCCUUUUGCCAUCUGCAAACACAUCCUAGAGACCAGUAAGGUGGACUACGUGCUGUUCCAGGCGGCCACGGCCAUCAUGGAGGCGGUGGUGCGGGAGUGGAUCCUGCUGGAGAAGAGCAGCAUUGAGUCGCUCCGGGCCUUUCUCCUCACCUACGUCUUACAAAGACCCAAUCUCCAGAAGUACGUCCGUGAGCAGAUCCUUCUGGCGGUGGCGGUCAUCGUGAAGAGGGGCUCACUAGACAAAAGCAUCAACUGCAAAAGCAUCUUUCACGAGGUCGGACAGCUCAUCAGCAGCGGAAACACCACAGUGCAAACACUGGCCUGCUCCAUCUUGACGGCUCUGCUCAGCGAGUUCUCCAGCUCCAGUAAGACCAGCAGCAUCGGCCUCAGCAUGGAGUUUCACGGCAGCUGCAAGCGUCUGUUCCAGGAGGAGGGCCUGCAUCAGAUCUUCAUGUUGACCAUGGAGGUGCUGCAGGAGUUCAGCCGCAGAGAAAACCUUAACGCCCAGAUGUCGUCGGUCUUCCAGCGCUACCUCGCUCUGGCCAACCAGGUCCUCUGCUGGAACUUCCUGCCACCCAAUCAUAUCCUUUCUUUGUCAGAGGCUGAUGUGGAGUCUUACGCCUGGAAA
Etheostoma spectabile (orangethroat darter) is the source of this 812-nucleotide messenger RNA. RefSeq names its product exportin-4. Gene Ontology annotation, molecular function: nuclear export signal receptor activity. NCBI's taxonomy places the organism in Eukaryota, Metazoa, Chordata, Actinopteri, Perciformes, Percidae. Gene Ontology annotation, cellular component: cytoplasm; nuclear pore. The transcript is spliced from 6 exons. Gene Ontology annotation, biological process: protein export from nucleus. The annotation marks the transcript as partial. The record is from RefSeq and is a predicted model, not a curated record.